Messenger RNA from Marchantia polymorpha subsp. ruderalis, 1104 nucleotides. NCBI's taxonomy places the organism in Eukaryota, Viridiplantae, Streptophyta, Marchantiopsida, Marchantiales, Marchantiaceae. The record is from the annotation of a GenBank genome assembly.
CAACGUUCCCACCUGUCCGUCCGGUCCGUCUGUGGCCCGAACAAGCGAGGAGCUUCCUCUUCCUUUUCUUUCCGCUUCCCUGCUCCGCUCUGCUCUGAGCCUCGAAGAUCAGCAUGCGCAAAGCGCAGCCAGGGGGGAAGUUGAAGAGAGGAAGGGAGCAGGUGUAGAAUUUUGCGAACGUACGGAGAGUCGACAGGGGCUCGAAAAGAGAGGGAAUUUUAGCUUCCACACGUGAAGUCUGACGAUGAGGGACGGGUGAAUGCCCGCCGCUCCACUGGCACUGUUGAAUGCGAUGCAAUAGCAUAGAAUAGAAUAGAUUAGAUCGGAGCAGAGCAAAGCAGAUCGAGCGAGCGAGGGUGGGGAUGGGGCGGGGGAGGGGGGGAAAAGCAAGUAACGGUCUGCGUGCGAGCCUGGGUGCACCUCUCUACUCUCUACUGUACGUAGUCUGAGCCUUUUAGGCCGGUCCGCGGAGAUUUUUGGAGGCGGACAUUCAUUCGGUUGCCGCCCCCUUUGCCUUUACCUUGGCGCUCACUCUGAGCCUCUGAUUCACCAGUCUCGUGUGCAUUGGUGUCGAAAGGCCAAAAGAUGAGCGGCUCAUUCUGCUGGAAUCGAGAAGUUCCGGCUGUAAAUGACAUUGCUUCAUGCAGGGACGACAACGGAGUCGGCCUGCGGUCUAUGGACAGCCAGAGAUGGAGGAGACGACAAGUACAGGAUGAGGAGGAGGAGAGCUGGAGCAGGAGGAGGAGGACGACAGCCCUCUGCAGUUCUAUGGACAAUACAUUACACACAAUCGUUCAGGACAAGCAGUCCAGGAGUCCAGGACCCAGAACCCACGAGACUGGCACGAGUUCGAAUAGCGCCAAGGAGGAAUCCUUCCCGGGAUUCAGGGCCUGAGCGUCUGUGGCAAUUUGGAGCUACGCUAAAAGAUCAAUCAUCCUGGACACAUACGCCGACGAAUAAAUGCGGACAAAGUGGAUUCCAUCCAUCAAUCGCCCAUAAUAAAUCAACUUUCUUUCUUCCAGUUAGUCAGUCAUUCAUUCAUUCAUUCUUGCAACGAUAUUCGCUCUUGAUUCGAUUUUUAAUUAAAGAGCCCCUUUAACUUUC